Tricharina praecox is the source of this 1878-nucleotide messenger RNA. Its product is annotated as FAD binding domain-containing protein. Gene Ontology annotation, molecular function: FAD binding. The record is from RefSeq and is a predicted model, not a curated record. The transcript is spliced from 4 exons. The coding region runs from base 1 to 1878 and encodes 625 amino acids. NCBI's taxonomy places the organism in Eukaryota, Fungi, Ascomycota, Pezizomycetes, Pezizales, Pyronemataceae.
AUGACGCCUGGCUCGAGCACUGAGUAUCCGACCCGCCCAAACCCGCCCACGCGUAUCCGUCCCGACGUCGACACCGAUGUCCAAGAAGUCGACGUGCUCGUCGUGGGCGCCGGGCCGGCCGGUUGCAUGCUGGCAACCCAACUCGCACGCUUCGGCAUCAAGACCAAGAUCAUCGAUGAGCGGCCAGACCGGACGCCGACGGGGCGCGCAGACGGGCUGCAGCCCAAGACGAUCGAGACGUUCAAGCAGAUGCGGAUAGCGGAGCCGGUGCUGCGGAAGGGCGUCAAGAUAUUCGACAUAGCGUUCUGGAACUCGAGUGCGGGCCAGCGAUUGCGGCGGACUGGCCGGCAGGAGCAUUUUCCGCCGCUCGUCGACGUGCUCGAGCCGUUCAUACUCCUGGUACAUCAGGGCAUGGUCGAGAGUCUGUUUUUGGAUGAUAUGAAGGAGCGUGGAUUGGAGGUAGAGAGGAACUGCGUUUUUGAGACGUGCACGGUUAAGGAGGAUGAAGCGUAUCCCGUCGAGGCGGUCUAUAAGGAUAAGGUCAAGAAUACGACGAAGAGGGUGAGGGCAAAGUACAUCGUUGGCUGCGAUGGCGCGCAUAGCUUGGUGAGGAAGUGUAUGCCCGGCGUCGCGAUGGAGGGCGAGACGACAGAUGUGUUCUGGGGAGUCCUAGAUGGCGUCGUGGAAACGGAUUUCCCAGAUCUGUGGAGCAAGUGUGCCAUCUCCUCGCACGAGGCCGGGACGAUCCUCUGCAUUCCUCGCGAGAAGAACAUGACACGCCUCUACAUUGAGCUCAAUACCGUCGGCGAAACCGGUAAUGGUAAGAUCUCGAAGGCGAUCGCCAAGGACUUUGUGAUACAGCGGGCCAAAGCCAUUCUGAAGCCCUACACCAUCAAUUGGACGUCGAUAGAAUGGUUUGGCGUCUACCAGAUCGGCCAGAGGGUGUCGACAUCAUUCUCUCACAAGAACCGGAUCUUCAUCGCCGGCGACGCAGGGCAUACUCACUCCCCGAAAGCCGCACAGGGAAUGAACGUGUCCAUGCACGACACCUACAAUCUCUCGUGGAAGCUCGCGCACGUCCUCCACGGCCUAGCCAAGCCCGCCAUCCUCGACACGUACGCCGAGGAGCGGCGCAAGAUCGCAUGCGAUCUGAUCCGCUUCGACCACGAGCACGCCAAAGCCUUCAUCAAGAACGACAGCAAAGCGCUCGCAGAGAACUUCAAGACGAACAUCCGGUUCAUCAGCGGGGUCGGGGCCGUGUACGGUCCCAACUCCCUCAACCUCCCAUCCUGGACGAGCACCAAGCUCGUUCCCGGCGAGCUCCUUGUCCCCGCACGCGCGGUCCGCUACGUCGACGCCAAUCCUGUCGAUCUGCAGCUGGACAUACCAGUGCUGGGCCAGUGGCGCCUCUACUUCCUCGCCAAGGACUACCAGGCGAGCAAGUACUUUCUCGACACGAUGGCAGAGUUCAUCACCAGCCCACUCUCGAUUCUCGGACGGGCAUCGGAGAAGUCGCGGGGCGCGCCCACGCCCGCCCGCGCAGAGGCCGACGAUAUCGUCCAGCCCCAGCGCUAUACUACCACUGGACGACUGUUCACCCCCGCGCUGAUCACGCGCACCCCGCAGGCGGAACUGGAGCUCGCCGACCUCUGCCCCAUGAUGAAGGAUGCCCGCUGGACUGUCUACCUCGACCGCCUCGAGGGAAGGACUAGUCCGUUCAAGAAGUGGGUUGGCGGCGAGGUGCGAGAGGGCGAGACCGUGCUCGCCGUCGUCCGCCCCGACGGCUACGUCGGCGCUAUUGGGAAGUGGGUGCCAGAAGGAGUCGAACAGGCCGCCGCUUGGGUGGAGGCGUAUUUUGGGGGGUUUUUGCAGGGGUAA